AUGGCUUUCACCCAAUUGAAGACCCUCUUGUUCACUUUGCUGUGCGUCAUUUCGGUGAGCACAGCUUGCGCUCAGGAGGAGCCCUGCAACGAAACGGACUAUGUCGCCCGGAACCUACAGACCGUCCAGAAGAUUUACAACCUUACCGUCUACCCCAAGAACCUUCCGAUCCAAAAGAAUGGUUCUUCCGCAGUUCCUCCAGGGUUGUUCAACCAAGACGCAACUGGCCGAGUGUCUCCGAUAGGCAACUUCUCCGGCUUCGCCGACUCGAUCGAAUACUUCUUCGCCCUUGCGCCCUCACCGGAGAACUUCAAUGGCUUGGCGUUCUAUGCCGCAGACGUCGUCGAGUUCACGUCAGGAUGUCCAGAGGUUGCCAGCUCGGUGGUCUACCUGAGAACCCACACACUUGAUCCGAAAACGGGAAAGGUCGACGAGUCGAAGAAGAGUUCUACACUCGCGCAGGUAGCCUUCUGGCGUUUCAACGAGAAGGGAGAGGUCAUAAAGUACCACGCUUGGAUUCCCCAGCUACAGCUGUGGCUGCAGGCAGCCACCGGUAUCGACUUCAAGAAUACCCUCAUUCAGAAAGCAGUCAGCACAGUCCUCUGUCCCCAGAUCCAAGCUCAUUGCAAAGGUAAAGACCAGCAAUACACCGAUGCUGCGACUUGUGCUGCUUUCUUGAACCUGAAGCCUUUCGGGUCGUUCGACGAAGUAUGGGGCGAUAAUGUUGUCUGCAGGCAGAUCCACCUGCUUCUCACGGGUGUGAGGCCUGACAUUCACUGCCCGCAUGUUGGACCCAAGGGCGGAAGCGAAGCUGCUGGCUUCAAGUGCGUCGAUCCCGAGUACAGCAUAGAUUACUUCGACGAUACGAAAGUGUUCGGUGCGCCGGAGGGAAGCGUGUUCACUUGCGGAGCGCCUUUGUUGGACCAAUUCCCGGUGCAGGUUUGA
Messenger RNA from Zymoseptoria tritici IPO323, 945 nucleotides. RefSeq lists its product as uncharacterized. The transcript has 4 exons. The coding region runs from base 1 to 945 and encodes 314 amino acids. NCBI's taxonomy places the organism in Eukaryota, Fungi, Ascomycota, Dothideomycetes, Mycosphaerellales, Mycosphaerellaceae. The record is from RefSeq and is a predicted model, not a curated record.